AUGCCAAUAGAGCAGAACCAGGUUGACAACACUAAGGAACAAGUAAAGGAACUUUACAAAAAUGGAAUCUAUUACCGUGAACUAGUUGCUGGUAAAGCACCCGAAAUUGUUGUUGAAAAUUUGGACCUUUCUUUUGAUGGAAAGACUUUAUUUACCGACCUUAACUUUACGUUAUCAUGCGGCGAUAAGGUGACAAUAGUCGGAGAGAAUGGGAGCGGGAAGACAACGUUUCUCAAACUCCUUUCGGGCUUCGAGGAAUACCCAUACUCAGGGUCUAUUGAAAUCGAGGGUAGACUUGGUUUUUUGCCUCAGCAUUUUGAGGAAGUAGACGGCGAUGAUUUGGCAAUUAACUUGGUUCUCAGAUCAUUAUGUGAUUAUGAGGUCGACCACUUCCUGGAGUCAGGCUUAGAACCCUUCUCACACGAAUGGCUCCAAGAGCUAAGCUCUCUCGGGGGCCACGAGAUAUUCAAGCAGUCGUCUCUCAUUGGACUGGGAGAUGAGAUAUUGAAACGUCCUUUCAAAUCUCUCAGUGGCGGUGAAAAAACUAAAAGUCUUCUCUGCGCACUCAGCAUCUUGGAGCCCGACUUUAUUCUAUUGGAUGAACCAACAAAUCACUUGGACAAGAAGGGGAUCGAAUGGUUGGAGUCCUUUUUGAAGAGAUAUACGGGCGGCGUUAUCAUUGUUACUCACGAUCGUAGUCUAAUCAACUCAGUGUCAAGCAUGAUUUCGGAGCUGUCUCCUCACUCUAAGAGGUUUGCGCAUUUUAGAGGUGGAUAUAAAAAUUACUUGGAGGAGGAAGAUAAAAAGCGCCGGAGAUUGAUUGAGCAAAGGCGUUUCCAGGAUAAGGAGCUCAAGAAACUGAAAUCGAAGGUUCAGCAGGCACAAUCUAAAGUUAGGGCGCGAAUCAUCAGGUCAGGCUCCGACAGAGAUAAAUUGAGCUACGACAAUAGGGAGCAAAGGGCUCAGAAGGGGACUACUGGUCUUGUUAACCUACUCACCGAAAAAGCUGAAUAUCUUAAUGAGAGUUUAGUGGAAGUUAUCCCCGAAAGGUUGCAACUAUCCUUUGACUUUGAUGAGCUCCCAGCGUUCAGUUUUCUUUUGGGGAUAACCGUGGAAGGCAUAUCAAAGUCCUAUGAGAAGCUCUUAUUCAGCAACUUGUCGUUUACGCUGAUCAAGGGUGAGAGACUUGUUAUCCAAGGACCCAACGGUUGUGGUAAAACCACGCUGAAUCAGAUUCUUCUGGGUCUUACCGAACCAGACCACGGGACAGUUUCCAUUAGUGGAAACGCCGUUGUCGGAUACUUGGACCAGGAGCAAGAGAACCUUCCGUUGGACAAGUCACCGCUGAAAUUGCUGGAGGAAGAUAAUUCCAUUAAUGCAUCAAAGCAGACGGCCAUUCGUAACUUGCGCGACUUUGGAAUUUAUAAGUGGCAUGACUUGAAGAGCCCACUGAAAGAACUGAGUGUAGGAUGCCGCCGUAAAGCCCAGCUUUGCCAAAUAAUCAUGAGGAAGUGCUCUAUCCUUGUUUUGGACGAGCCUACAAACCAUAUUGAUUUCCCAAGUUUGGAAGUCAUCGAAGAUGCUUUGUUGACUUUUCCGGGCAUUAUCAUCGCUACGACCCACGACAGAUACUUUACAGAAAAGGUGGCUACAAGAGUUAUAGACCUAUCUAGCUACAGUUCUGAAUAA
Molecule: messenger RNA, 1689 nt
Organism: Torulaspora globosa
Lineage: Eukaryota; Fungi; Ascomycota; Saccharomycetes; Saccharomycetales; Saccharomycetaceae
Product: ABC-F family ATP-binding cassette domain-containing protein
Exons: 1
Coding region: 1-1689 (562 amino acids)
Molecular function (GO): ATP hydrolysis activity; ATP binding
Source: RefSeq, a predicted model, not a curated record